AUGCUGGCCGCGGCCAGCGCGGGCCAGGGCCUGUCGCCGCGGGGCGGGCGCCUGUUGGGGGCGGCCGAUGCUGACGCAGUCAAGCAGAUCGACCUGGACAUGCCCCGCACCGCUGGCGGCGACCCAUUGUUGUCUGCGCGGCUCAGCUGGGUGCGGGCCAUGCUGAUGCGGCAGCUCGCAGAGGACCCAGAUCUGGGUUACUGCCAGGGGAUGAACCUCGUCGCGGCGAUUUUCGGCGCCGCCGCGGGCUCGUACGUAGAGGCAUACGAGCGCUUCCACACGUUCGUGGACGGCGUGAGGGGCCUGUGGCUGCCUGGUUUCCCGGAGCUGCAGAAGGCUGCGUCGCUCGUGGAAGUCCUGGCCGCGGACAGAAGAUGGAUGAGCCACCUCAGCGAGCACGGGAUCGACCCGAUGAUGUAUUUGCCCCAGGCGUUGCUCACCCUCUUCGCCUCCUGGUUGCCGCCCGUGACGUUGCUGCACUGCCUGCCGUCGCUGGAGCGUGGCGGCAUGGCUGGACUGCUGGCGACAACGCUGGCGGUGCUCGGCCUGGCGGAGCCGCAGCUGCUGAGGCAGAAGAGCGCGGACACCCUGAUGCCGGUGCUGCGCAGCAUGGUGGACAUCGCCCCCGACGCCAUGACCCUGGCAGUGGAGCUGCACCGAGAGCUGCCCGCGGCGACCAGGGCGCUGGCGCGCGAGGAUCUGCCCGUGCUGCGGCGAGAGCCCACCAUCGAGCGCCAGAUGUCAAGAGUGCCCGCUGGGGCCUCCGCCGAUGGUUAUGCUGAUCCUCCUCCUCUUCCUCCUCGUCCUGCUCCUCCUCCUCCUCUUCGUCCUUAA
Molecule: messenger RNA, 834 nt
Organism: Prorocentrum cordatum
Lineage: Eukaryota; Dinophyceae; Prorocentrales; Prorocentraceae
Source: the annotation of a GenBank genome assembly